AAAGCUUUACUGGAGACAUAAACCUUAGCCAGUGCACAUUCGAUCUGGCAUACACAUGCCGAGCGAGCUUUUCGACAACAACACACAACAUGGCCUCAACAACAAAAACAGCAACACCAACAGCAGCAGCAGAAAGCACACGCGCCAAGACAGCAACCAGCGAUGAUGACUACGUGACGGUUGUGGAAGUCGACGAUCCAACAUCGUCCACCAAAGACUCGAGCCACUUAAAGACGCUAGUCAAGCGGCAAAGCUCCGUGGAGCCCAAUUUCGCCUCCUCAUUUAUAACAGUGCUGACCAUCAACGAGAUGGAGCUGCUCCAGCAGCGAAAGGAGCAGGAGCAGAACCCCACCCAGCAGAUUAGCAUAGAGGGGGAAGACGUCACUGUCUACCGUCUGCCGGGGGAGCGCUUGGGAUUCGGCCUGAAGUUCCAGGGGGGCACACGGAACACCGAACUUGUCCAGAAGCUCUACAUACAAUCCUGCGCUGCUGAGAGUCCCGCCUCCAAGGUGGCCACUAGUUGGGGUCACCUGCGCGAGGGCGACGAGAUCGUCAGCAUCGAUGGGCGUGAGGUCUGCCAAAUGACGCGCAUCGAUUGUGUGCGCUGCCUCAAGGACAGUGUGGCCAUCAAGAUGAUCGUGAGGAACGGCCUUGGCCAGAAGCCGCCCAGCGAGGAAGAACAACAGCAGCUGGAACAGCUCUCCAUAACACUGAAUGCCCAGCCCCCGCCACCGCCGCCUGUGCCUCCAAGGAAGCUGGUGAGGCGCCAGAACUCCCGAGAGCCGCCCGCCCAACCCAAUCAGGUUCAGUUGAUGAUCGAGAAGCCCCUGACUCCACCGCCAGAUGCCGAUUACUACAUAAACCUCUUCGCAGAGUCCAUGAAGGCGGGCUCCGAGUCGGACGAUACGGCCAGCACCAUAUCCACAGUGAUUGACAAGUUCUCAAUGGGGUCCAACUACUCCUCGGACACGGAUGUCGCCAGCAGUCUCAAUGGCCAUGACCUGGCCAAGGUUUUGAAGCCGUUCACCCUCCUAGAGGAGGAGUUCCACCUGGAGCAACCUCUGGGUCACCCGAAGCUACUCAUACCCGGCAACAACUAUGAAAAUGUCGAGUUCAAGACAGAGAAGGUGAACGUGUAUGAGAACGUCGAACUCAAGAGUCCGGAGGGAACGCCCACUCCCAAGCCAAGGGUCCAAUUGGCCACAGUGGAGCCAAAGAAGAGAUCCAUCAUACCCAUGCCUCGCAAGAUGCCAUCGCUAACUAAACUGCCCAUCGAAGUGGCUCCCCCUCGGGUGCCCGCCACAGACUCACCUACGACACCGACAAAUGAGAAUAUAACUAAGCUGCCCAUUGAAGUGGAUCUCCCUCGGGUGCCCGCCACAGACUCACCUAAGACUCCGACAAAUGAGAAGAUAGUUCCUCCUCAGCUUAACUCCCCUAAGACACCCAGAAAAGAGGUUAAGGAGAUGCACCCGAGCUCAACCAAAAUUCCGAAGGCGAAGUUUUCGCGAGCUAAAACCGAAGGGGAGAUCAAGCUGCAGAUGUCACCUAUCAAACAACAGUCGCCACAGCUCAAGUCUCGCAUUCCCGUAGUCACACCGCCGACGCAAAGGUCGCCCCUUAGCGUGUCAAAGCACACCUCAUCCUCUGCCCCAUCAGCCACGAGCUCCAGCAUCCCUCGUCUGCUACAGAAGCAGAAGUCCGAGACAGAUCUCAAGCUGAACCUGUACCGCAGCAAGUCAAAGGAGUCCAGCCCCGUUAUGUCUCCAGGGCGGCCGCCUCUCCAGAGAGCAUACUCCGCAGAGGCUCCCACCAGGACUCCCGAACGGACCUUCAUUCCCGUACUGCUAAAUGGCAGCACCAACUCCAACUCCAACCACAACUACAACGUUAACAUGAACUCCUUGGAGAGCAUAAGCUCAAAUUGCAGCAGCGGCAGCAACGGACGCUCGCCCAAGGGACCCAAACCCAAGCCCCCGGAGAGGGUUCAGUCUCUGCAGAAGACACAGAUACCAAAGCUUCAGAUGCUGCCCACUACGCCACCACAGCAGCAGCCAACGCUGAGCAUGCAGACCUUUAAACAAGGCGGCGCAGGCACACCGCCAGCUACACCCAGGACAACACCAGUGGGCACCCCUUCCCCCACCAGCAGCAGCGAAAUACGCUUCAAGAUUCAGACCUACGAGAGCAAGACUCAAGAUGAGGAUAAGCUGCCAAGUCUCUUUGAUCUGGUGCACAAACAGGAGGUAAUAGAUACCUCCUCCGAGCCCCAACGUGAUAUUGCGGCCCUCCUGGCGACCGUGGCUGCCGAGGCAACUGAUCUCUUCAGAGAAUCUCCCCCGCCCCUGGUCGUUGGCAAAUGCACAAAGAUCGUCGACGACAAUCAGACCACCACUUGCUACUCCAGCUCCAGCGGCGAAGACGAGGACGAAGAUGACGACGAUGUCGAUGCAGCUGAGAGAGAGUACAUCUGUGAGGACGGCGAAAAGCUGGGUCCUCCCGAACUAAUAAACGGUCCGGGACCUUCGGAGGCCUAUUUCAAUAUGUUCUGGCACUCGAAUAUGCUGCCCACCAUUGGUGAGGUCGAGGAGGAGUUCUCAUCUCUGGAACCGCAGUCGCUGACAAAUGGAACCAUUGUCAAGCCGGAGGAGUUAAACAAAUUGCAAGCGCCGACGUCCAAUAUGGAGGCUAACGACGGUGGACUGACCCAGCUGAAUCUAAGUGUCGAUAAGAUUACUGACCAUGACGCACACGAUAAGAGUGAUCCGACAGAGACCCCUGUCGAGGAGGGUCUUAGUACGUCCAUUGAAACCAAAACGACUCACAAGCACACGUCCCGAAAGUCCUGCCAGGAGGAGAGCAGCUCCAUCCAGGAAAGCAGUUCCAUUCAGGAGAGCAGCAUCGUGAAAUCCCAAAGGACCACAACGACCCGGGUUACUACCACCAAGAAAAGCAGCAGUAGCUCCUCCAGCAUCUCCAACCUUUGUCCAGACAUUGCAUUCAAGCUGCAGUCCUAUGAGGAGAGAGAGGAAGGCGCAGACCCACCCCCGGUGACAUCGACCACAACCAUACACGAGGAACGGAGAUUCCUAAGCGAGGAGCAAACCCUCAGCGAACUGCGAGCAAAGGAUGCCUUGACUGGGGAGGAGCAGCUGGUGACCAGCGCCGGGGCCAAGACGAGCAGUGCCCGCUUCAAGAAGAUUAGCAGCAACGACAACCUGCUCGAGCUUGGAGACGGAGACGGAGACGAGCUGGUGCAGCCGUUGACUGCCACCGUCUCGGCGGAGACACGUCUGAGGGAGCGCCUGGAAAAUCCACAGGAUAAACAGAGUAUCGAGAGGGGUACCCUGACCUUAUCCGAAUGUGGCAAGCAGCUACAGCUGUCCGAGAAUGGCGGCAUGUCCACCUACACCGAAUGCGAGCAGACCGAGCAGGAGUCCUACCUGGAGGGCCAGCAGACUCUCAACGGGGCAGCUGUCGCCGGCAGCCACGCGGAGGAGAAGGCCACUUUGGAGAGGGAGCUCAGUGAGACCCUGACGGUGUCCAAGAAUGGUGAGAAGCAGGUGACCAAGAAGUUGGAGCUGACCAAGGAAGCAGCAGGCAAGAAAGGGGCCAAGCUGCUCAAGAAGACGGAGGAGGAGCGACGUCUCGAAGAGGAGGCCCAGAAGCUAAUCGAGAGCUAUCAGAAGGUCAAGAAGGAGGCGGAAAAGUUGUACAAUCUGGAGAAGGUUGAUGACGAGGACGGCUUCGACCUGAGUGCCUUCGAGCAGGUCGAGAAUCAGGAUGAUGCAGGUGUGAACAUUUCGGAAGAGAAGUCAGCCAAGGAAGUUGCACAAGCCACGGAAGAUGAAGUUAAUGUGAAGAAAGAUCAAGACAAUCCAGUGAAAGAAGAAGUCAACAUCAGGAAGGAGUCCUUCAGCAAGGAAGAGUCAAAAGUGAAAGGUAUAGAGGAAGGAAUCCAGUCCAUGGAUGAAGAAAUCCAACUUAUCCAGAUGGACUUGAACAAAGUCAUCUCACCUGCCCUUGAAGAUGACCUAGGCUAUCUCCUACACAAACACAUUAUCGAGCCACCCAAAAAUCAGGAUCCUCUCACUAACCUGUCCAAGUCUAAGCCGAAGCCUCCUGUGCCCACAAACAAGCCGAAACUGACGCCAACUCUGAUUAAGCCUAAGACAGCGCCUCCACCAGUUCCCAGCAAGCGCAGUGAGUUGCCAGUAACAGGAACAGGAAUAGGAACGGCAGGUGCCAAUGGGAGUGGCUGUGGGCUCAAGCCAAAGCCCACGCCCAGCCAGCGACGCAGCAGUCAGGAUACCACGCCCCCAAAGCCAUUAGAGCGCAUCAUUUUGGGUGUGGAGCAUCAGCAGCAGCCACAUCCGCAGCAGCAGCAGAAACAGGCGGAGAGUCAACCAAUUAUCACCCUGGCGAGCGUCGAUUUACCGAAUGUGGCACCCGCUGUCCAAACCCAAACCUCUACUAUUGACCAAAGUCCCGAGCUGCUGCUGGAUGACCUGCACUUUGAGAGCCAUCAACUGCCCGACGAAGGGCGACUGCAGCAGGGAGACGGAGAACAGCCAAGGGACUCAAAUGGCCUGCUCAGCGGGUCCUCGUCGACAUCCUCAUCAGCGUCGUCGGUGUCCACGGCCACCCCGAUAACAGCACCAUUUUUGGUAUCUGCCACAUCAUCGAUGGAUUCGGUCCAGAGUGUCAUCGAGGUCAUCAAUGGCAAUCUCGGCGCUGCCACUAGCAGUCUCAUUGACAACAACCAUCUUACCGACGAGGAUGAGGAUGAGGAUGACAAUGACAAACCUGUGCCUGGAUUAGCGGACAUAACCGGACCCACUGAGGAUGUGUCAACGUUGUCGCUCAAUAGUGAACACGAAUCAGAUCUUGGUACCCUUAACAGCCACAACAACAACAACAUCAGCAGCAGCAACAUCCAAACCGCAACGAUCAUCAAUCAGAAGAAAAAGUCGCCAGCUGGAACAGGAGCAGUAGCUGGCGCAGGCUCAAUAGGAACCGGAACAGGAACAGGAACUAAAACGAAGGCCGUCAACAAAAUGGAGCUGCUGAGCAGCGCCUCAGCCUCAGCCACAGCCUCAGCCUCAGCCAAACAUAGCACAACCACAACGACAGCCACACACCAUCUGCAGGCGACCACAAAGCACCUGGUUGGACAGGAGUACCUAAGCUACGCCUCACCGCCCACCUAUUCCCGCCUGCCGCCCGACGGCCAUGAGUUUCCACCGAACUUCACCGAGCCUCUGAUCAUGCAUCCCUCAAACAUGCACCAAAACCCACACAUUGUGCUGCUGAAAGGCAAGGCAGAGCACUCCUUCGAGCACAACAACAACAACAGCAGCCAGGAGGAGGCGACUGGAGCACCGCCCCUUCCCAAAACUGGGCCUCCGCCGACAGUGCCCAGGAAAGUGUACCGCCAGGAUCUGGUAAUAAACGUGGAGGAUGCCCGCUCCAAAAACGCCACAGAGACGAAAACGCCGCCCGGCCUGGCAAGGGACUACCAGCGUUCUCUGAGUGCGAGCGCCCCGCGGAAGCCCAGCGACUGGCGCAAGGACGAGAAGUCGGAAAAGUCCGUGCGCGACAAAAUCGCCAUGUUCUCAUCCAACAACGAGCUGGACGCGAUUCCGCCGGCCACCCCGAACAUGACAAUGACCACACCAGCCGCUGGCUCCAUAUUCGCGCGGAAGCCGCUGAACAGGAGCAGCGAGAACCUGCUGGACACCUGCUCGUCUACUCCGGCGCCCUCCCUGAAGACGCGCGCCAUGAGCGUAGAGAACCUGAACGACGUGCAGCGCCAGUACCAGCUGGCCAAGCAGCUGCCCCAGCUGCACGUGGCCGACUCCAUGUACUCUCUGCACACGGCCAAUUCCAGUCCCAAUACCAAUCCCAGCUACAGUUACGCCUCCAACUACGCCUCUCUGCCACGCAGGACGCACUGCGGCUCCUAUUCGGCCUCCGCCUCCGCGGUGGAGCGAAGGAUAAGCUUCUCAGGCGAGGGAGAGGCGGCCAACCGGAAGGCGGCCAUCACCAACAUCCUGGAGCAGCGCCGCCGCAGCUUGUCCAAGUUAAGGGGCCUAGUCAUCCCGGAGAGGCCGCAGCUGCUGGAGCCCAUCCUCGACCUCCCAGAGAUCAAGAGUCAGGUGAAGGCGGCCAGCGGGGAGGACAGCACCGACAGCGGCCUGGGCGAGACCCGCAGCCGUACCAAUGGCGGCCUCGUCGUAAACUGCAUAGGCAGCAGCACAUACCGCAGCAUCUUCUCCUCUGGCCAGCGGCGUCCGUUGGAGCAGCAGCUGUCCCAGCCUCCUGCCAAGCCGCCACGCACCUCCCUGUGCGCCCCUCUGACCGCCACCCCCACCAGCAUCACGGCCCCCGUUCAUCCCAUCUGCAGGUUGAUAGCACCGCCGCCGGCACUUCCCCCACCCGACCAGGAAAGCGACACAGACUCGGUGUUCUCCAGCACGGCACGGGUGGCGACGCAACCCGAGAAGUUUGCCCUCACCCGAACCCUCAGCUCGGAGACGAACACCUCGAUAGCCAGCUCCAACACCUCCACUCUGACGUCGGGCUCCUCGGCGGGCUCCCAGGCCAGCUGCAGCUCCCUGGGAAGCACUCUGGCUCUGGAUCUGACCCGGCGGGUGCUCAAGAACCAGGUAAACGGUAGCGGCAGCGGCGAGCCAGUGGCCCUCUCAAACAGAAAGAGCAUCCUGGCCUCGGCCAAGUGCCGGAACGCGAAGAACCGCGGCCAGGAGGAGGACAACGACAGCACCGAUGGCGAGGUCGGCACCUUAGCCGGGCGCCGCAUGAAGCCCGUCCCCAGCUACAAGCAGCAGAUGCACCAGACGCAGCUCCAGCAACAUCAGCAUGUCAAGCAGCUGGUGGUGGACAAGCUGAUCAACGUGGCCGCCUACGUUGAACUGACCUCGGACACGGACGACAGCAGCCGGCGUUCAGACACUCCGGCGAAGAUCAGUGCCAUGUUCAUCGACGAGGAGCGCAAAGCCAGCUUUAAAGCCGAUCCCAGCCAGCAGGCCAAGCCAAAGUCGCUCCAGAUGAAGGUUCUGGAGAAGCCGGUGUCCGCGCCCUUGUCCCUGCAGCGGGCCUAUGAGCCAAUGCGGGAGGCGCCCAAGUCCCAAAGCACAGCCGAACUGCGUGAGAAGUUCGAGAGGAGUGCGGCAGCAGCAGCAGCGGCAGCCGGUAUCCAGACCCCGACACUCCAAAAGUUGCACACGCCAUUGCACCCAGCUGUGGCCACAGCGAAGCCGCACCACGAGCGCUUUUCUUCGCUCGACUCGCUAGCCUCGAGCUCCUCUGGUGUGAGCUCCACCACCCAGAACGUAAGCACCACCCUGGAGACGGCGACGGAGUUCGGCAGCUUCUCCUCACUGGGCAGCAACCAGAGCCUGAUCACGGCCCAGGACGUGCAGCAGAUUGUGGAGGAGGCCGAUCCGCCUCUGAAGAGCCCCGAGGCCUUUAUCAUUGUCCUGCAAAGGGAUAACCCGGAGAGCAGCAUUGGCAUCACCCUGGCCGGGGGCUCCGACUACGAGGCCAAGGAGAUAACGAUACACAAGAUCUUGAGCAACACGCCAGCGGCCAAGGAUGGACGCCUGAAGAAAGGGGAUCGCAUCCUGGCCGUAAAUGGGAUGAGCAUGCGGGGCCUGACGCAUCGGGAAUCCAUCAGCGUACUCAAGACACCCCGUCCGGAGGUGGUGCUGGUCGUCACCCGCUCCGAGUCGCUGAUUGUGAAGGCUCUGAACAAGAAACGCUCCUCGCUGGGCUCGCUUAGCUCCCUCAACGAGAAGCCGACGGAUCUAGAGUACGAGCGAAAGCGAAACUACCACAAGGCGUCCCGAUCUCUGGACCUGGAUCUAGACAUCGUGUCGAAUGAGGCAGAGUCAGGAGGUGACGAAUCGCCAGUGACUACAACGCCCAGCCCCAGCACUGGGUCCAGCAGUCCCCAGCACCCGGCCAGUCUGCAUGACGAUGAUGCCGAGGCCACCAUCGCUGGCAUUCGUGCACGGCGUCAGCUCUCGCGUGGAGAUGCCGCCAAGCUGAGCACCAGCGAGCUGCUGGAACGGGCGGCCGAGGCACGGAAUGCCAUCGCAGCAGAGAUACGGGCUCAGGCAGAAGAUGUGGCAGCUAGUGGAGCAGGAACUCGAUGCGUGGAGAUUGUCAAGGAUAGCUGUGGACUGGGCUUUUCUAUUGAAGGAGGCUUCGACUCGCCGCUGGGAAAUCGACCGCUCAUUGUCAAGAAGGUGUUCAUGGGUGGUGCUGCCCAGAAGACCAACCAGGUGCGCAACGGCGACGAGAUCCUGAGCAUUCAUGGUGCCUCAACGGCGCGAAUGACGCGCGUCGAUGCCUGGAACUACAUGAAGCAGCUGCCGCUGGGACCGGUCAAGAUCAGCUUUGCCUGAAACGGUGAAGACAGAGAAGGAGAUGGGAAAGAAUGCGCAACAAUUUUUGUUAGUUCUAAGUUGAUGGUAGUUGGACCCGAUACGAUACCCUAAUCCUGAUGGAUGGUCUAACCAUCCAGGUCUUGCCAAUCUAUGUAGUGCACCGUCGACCGAUUUGUUUUGCAUUUAAAAGAACUUUAAACUGUAUGCGUAAUUAUAUAUAAAUAUUCAUACACAUAUAUUAUUAAUUUAAAUUGAACUUGUUUAAUUUCUUUCAAUUUCAAUGCGGCUGCAAUAACCACGCUGAUAAUUUCGAUGAUUGUACAUAUACAUAUUUAACUAAUCGAAACUAAUUUAUGUUUAUAAACAUUAAGAAGCAAACUUUUCAGCAGCGCUAUUUCCUUAUAUACAAUAUACAUGUAUUACACUAAUCCAAUCCACAAGCAACAAAACAAAUAACAAAACCCAAAAAAAAAAUAAAUCAAUUAUAUUUUAUGCCAUAAAUUAUACGGGAAC
Molecule: messenger RNA, 8924 nt
Organism: Drosophila subobscura
Lineage: Eukaryota; Metazoa; Arthropoda; Insecta; Diptera; Drosophilidae
Gene: bbg
Exons: 7
Coding region: 90-8429 (2779 amino acids)
Molecular function (GO): protein binding
Source: RefSeq, a predicted model, not a curated record